Molecule: messenger RNA, 673 nt
Organism: Camellia sinensis
Lineage: Eukaryota; Viridiplantae; Streptophyta; Magnoliopsida; Ericales; Theaceae
Source: RefSeq, a predicted model, not a curated record
AUGGUAAUUUAUAACACCCUCUGGCGGGCAAAAAUUGUUCAUUAUGGUUCCAUAAGUUUGAUUACAGAACCAUGCAAGUUAGCCCAUAUUGCAGCAGCAAAAGCUGCAAAAGAUGCUGGUGUGAUUUGGUCUUACGACCCCAAUCUGAGGCUGCCAUUGUGGUCAUCUGCCGAGAGUGCCAGAGAAGGAAUUUUGAGUAUAUGGGAGAUCGCUGAUAUUAUUAAGAUAAGUGAAGCAGAGAUAUCAUUUUUAACACAAGGGGAGGAUCCAUAUGAUGAUGCUGUUGUUCGUAAAUUGUUUCAUCCAAAUCUUACUUUGCUCCUUGUCACUGAAGACCCAGACGGUUGCAGGUAUUACACGAAGGAGUUCAGUGGCAGAGUUAAAGGUUUAAAGGUGGAUGCGGUGGACACCACAGGAGCCGGAGAUGCUUUUGUAGCUGGAAUCUUAUCAGAACUAGCUGCUGAUGUCUCAUUGUGUUGAUGAGAUUCGAGAUUUGAUAUGGACGGGUUUGGUAAUUUGGAGGGCCGAUGGUAGAAUAUGGACGUGUUUAAUCCGCCCUUGAUAUUUUAUUUUUAUUAAUAUUAGUAGACAUGUUUUUUGUUGGAUAUUAGGAGAUGUGUUUCGUAAUCUGCAUACGGUUGAUAUUAUAUUUUUGUGGAUAUUAGUAGACAUG